Molecule: messenger RNA, 5635 nt
Organism: Anarrhichthys ocellatus (wolf-eel)
Lineage: Eukaryota; Metazoa; Chordata; Actinopteri; Perciformes; Anarhichadidae
Product: multiple epidermal growth factor-like domains protein 11
Exons: 26
Coding region: 285-3707 (1140 amino acids)
Cellular component (GO): membrane
Molecular function (GO): protein binding
Source: RefSeq, a predicted model, not a curated record
UGGACCGACACGGACGCUGAGGACUUUACUCGUGUUACCUGCACCGACAUCUUUCUAGAGAAUUCACUUUUUAAGAAUCAUUUCUUUUCACGUAGUGUCUCGCGGAGCUCCUUUAAAGCGUCUUAAGUCUACGAGGAUGAACUUUAUUUAGGACGCGUUGCUCCUGCAGGCAUCCUGAGGUCCAGCCCCAACAGUGGCAUCCUCUCGGGGUCUUCUUCUUGUGCUAGAGUUCAGAUCACCAUUCAUCACACUCACCGCUGCUCAAGGAGGGAGGGAGGAGGACGAUGGGGGCCGGCGCGGUCUCCCCCCGAGCCCUGCUGUGGCUCAACCUGCUGGGCUUCGUCUCCGUGGCGUCCGCCCUCAACCCGGAUGACCCCAACGUGUGCAGCCACUGGGAGAGCUAUGCAGUGACUGUGCAGGAGUCUUACGCUCAUCCAUUUGACCAGGUCUACUACACCCGCUGCACCGACAUCCUCAACUGGUUCAAGUGCACCAGACACAGGAUCAGCUACAAGACGGCGUACAGAAGAGGUGUGAGGACGAUGUACAGGCGGCGCUCUCAGUGCUGCCCAGGCUUCUAUGAAAGUGGAAACCUUUGUGUUCCGUUGUGCACUGAAGAGUGUGCCCACGGACGCUGUGUCUCUCCCGAUACCUGCCAGUGUGAGCCCGGCUGGGGAGGACUGGACUGCUCCAGUGGCUGUGAGAGCGACUUCUGGGGGCCCCACUGCAGCAGCCGCUGUCAGUGCCAGAACGGGGCCAAGUGUAACCCGAUAACCGGAGCCUGCGUCUGCACCGACGGCUUCCAGGGCUGGCGCUGCGAGGAGCCCUGCGACCCCAACCUCUACGGUAAAGACUGCCUGCUGGAGUGCCAGUGCCUCAACGGCGCCACCUGCCAGCAUCAGACCGGCGAGUGUCUGUGUGCGCCGGGAUACACCGGAGCCUUCUGUGAGGAGCCUUGUCCCCCCGGUAAACAUGGCUCCCUGUGUGAACAGCGAUGUCCCUGUCAGAACGGAGGAGCGUGUCAUCACGUCACCGGAGAGUGCUCCUGUCCCGCCGGCUGGGUGGGGCCCGUCUGUGCACAGCCGUGCUCCUUCGGAUCGUUCGGCAUCAACUGCUCUCAGGAGUGCACGUGUCGCAAUGGCGGCCUCUGCGACCACAUCAGCGGUCAGUGUCAGUGCACCGCCGGCUACAUCGGAGAGAGAUGUCAGGAUGAAUGCCCGGUUGGCACUUACGGGCCGCAGUGCGCCCACAAGUGCGACUGUCAGAACCGAGCCAAGUGCUACCACAUCAACGGGGCCUGCCUCUGCAACGAGGGCUUCAAGGGCCCCAGCUGCCAGGACCGCUUCUGUCCCCCGGGCCUGUACGGACUCAGCUGUGACAAAUACUGCCCCUGCAAAGCUGCAAACACACUCAGCUGCCACCCUCUGUCGGGAGAGUGCACCUGUGCGGAGGGAUGGGCGGGGCUCUACUGUAACGAGACCUGUCCGGCGGGUUACUACGGCGAGGGCUGCAGAGAGCCGUGCGCCUGCACCAACGGAGCCGACUGUGACGGCGUCACGGGAGCGUGUCUGUGCGCUCCGGGGUUCAUAGGAGACGACUGCUCCGUCAGCUGUCCUGCAGGCCUCUACGGGACCAACUGCACCUCCUCGUGCUCCUGCCACAACCAGAUCUCCUGCUCGCACAUCGACGGCUCCUGCAUCUGCAGAGAAGGUUGGCAGGGUGUGGACUGCUCCAUCCCUUGCUCCAGCGGUGCUUGGGGACUAAGCUGCAAUCAGACAUGUCAGUGUGCCAACGGGGCGGCCUGCGACCCCGUCAACGGCACCUGCACCUGCUCUCCAGGCUGGAGGGACGAGUACUGCGACCUACCGUGUCCCGAGGGAUCGUACGGACUGGACUGCAGAGAGAGAUGUGACUGCGCCAAUGCUGACGGCUGUGAUCCAGUGAGCGGCUUCUGUCGCUGUGUCGCAGGUUGGACAGGUGUCCAUUGCGACGGUGUGUGUGAGGAGGGACGCUGGGGACCCAACUGCUCCUACAGCUGCACCUGUGAGAACGGAGGCUCCUGCUCCCCGGAGGAUGGAACUUGUGUGUGCGCUCCCGGCUACCGCGGCACCAACUGCAGAAGAACGUGUUCGCCUGGUUUCUACGGACAUCGCUGCAGCCAGUCGUGUCCUCGGUGUGUCCACAGCGACGGGGCGUGCCACCAUGUCAGCGGUCACUGUGAAUGUCUCUCCGGCUUCUUCGGCUCGCUCUGUAAUCAAGUGUGUCCAGGGGGGAAGUUCGGUAAAGCGUGUGCGGAGGCGUGUUCGUGCACCAACAACGGUACGUGUAACCCCAUCGACGGCUCCUGUCAGUGCUACCCUGGAUGGAUCGGCGGGGACUGCUCUAAACCGUGUUUUCAGGGCUCGUGGGGUCCAGACUGCAUCCACACAUGUAACUGUCACAACGGAGCCCAGUGCAGCGCCACAGACGGAGUGUGCGACUGCAGCCCUGGAUGGACGGGACUCUUCUGCACUCAGCGCUGUCCGACCGGUUUCUACGGCUCCCAGUGUGCUGAAGUGUGUCGCUGUCAGAACGGGGCGGACUGCGACCACAUCAGCGGACAGUGUUCCUGCAGGACGGGCUUCAUCGGACAGAGCUGUGAGCUCAAGUGUCCUGCGGGGACGUUUGGGUACGGCUGCCAGCAGCUGUGUGAGUGUAUGAACAACGGCACCUGCGACUACGUGACGGGAACCUGCUACUGCAGCAUCGGCUUCAAAGGCAUCCGCUGUGACCAGGCGGCCCUGAUGAUGGAGGAACUGAACCCCUACACCAAGAUCAGCCCGGCUCUGGCUUCAGAGCGCCAGUCAGCCGGCGCCGUCCUGGGCAUCAUCUUCCUGCUGCUGCUCAUCAUGGCCAUGCUCGGCCUGGUGGUCUGGUUCCGCUACCGGCAGAGAGAGAAAGGCCACCACGUGCCGAGCGUCACCUACACGCCGGCCCUGCACAUCAACUCCACCGACUACUCCCUCUCAGCAGGGCUGCAGUGCACAGGCCUGCUCUCCUCUCCAGAGUCCUCUCCCAGUAACAGCUCCGUAGGCCGAUGCUUCUCCAACCCCAGCUACCGAACUCUGGGGCCCUGCAGCUACGCCGGCCACUACGCCAAGCCGGACAAGAGGGGCGCCGCCAAGGUGAAGAAGAAGAAGCGCCACAGGAACAGCGCUCCAGAGUGGGGGGCCUACUGUAACCUCAGUGACAUGGGUGUUUACUGCAUCGACCGGCGCUACAGCUACCACGUGGAGCCGCGCUACAGAGACUACAUGAAGGGCUCGUUGUCCAGCACCUGCUCCCUCAACAGUGAAAACCCGUACGCCACCAUCAACGACGCGCCCGCCGCCUGCAAACACUCCGAGAGCAGCUACGUGGAGAUGAAGUCGCCGGGUCACCAAGAUCACAUGACCCACUGUUGCUCCGCCGCCAUCGUGGCCACGGCGACCACCGCGCCCGCCAAGAACGUCUACGACAUGGAACCAACCAUCAGUAUCGUGCAGGGAGCCGGCUGUGUGCUGGUUCCCAGUUACCCUCAGAACCCGUACGACCUGCCCAGAAACAGCCACAUCCCGAGCCACUACGACCUGCUGCCGAUGCGCCCGAGUCCGUCCCACAGCCACAGCCUCACCCUGCACAGCCACAGCCCCCCGCUGCCCGGCAGCCCCACCAGCUCGCUGCUCUAGACCCCCACCCCCCCCUCACCCGUACCAGACUGGACUGGAUACUGGACCAGUGCUCCCAGGACCAGGAAACUGGUGUGUGAGAGAAUCUCCUUCCUGCAGUGCUGCAACUGUUUGAUAUUUUAUCACUGUAUUAUAUCCAAUCAAUACUACAUAUUUGUGUUGUAUUGUAAAGCCCCUCUCAUCAAUGUCAACACAGGGAAAUAUAAACGCACACAAAGUGUUACCUUGUCUCUCUGGUACGCUGAUGUGCGUCAGAAGAAGGAAAAACAAAGAGACUUAACUACUCCUGUAAAUUGAUGUGGGUGGGAUUGUUGAGACUGAGGCCCACUUUGGAUCCAGCAGACUUGGACAAUGAGGAAGCAUCACACGGGCAUUAUGUCUCCAAACCUGUACAGUGUGAAAACUCUGGAGAAAAAGGUGCUCAUUACUCCUUCAAAGUAGGUGAAGACGUGCAGUCUGGUCAGAUCUACACUACCUGUAUAAUUCUGGUAUUUUUACACAUCGUUUCUUAUUUCCUGUUUACAUAUUUAAUGAUCCUGACGGGAUCCAUAUUUUCUCUCUUUUUGUAUGUACUGUAGACAGAGUACACUUACUGUGCACUAGUAUUUAUUAUUGUGAUUUUUUUUAUUUUGUUGUGUCAAGCUUAAUACACGUGCAUGCCAAAGAUUAUUCAAGAUAUAAUAUUUAGCCAGGAAUACCCUUAUUAUGUCCUUUUAUUGUUGUCAUCUGACUGUCUCAACAUGGGAGCCACUCCGAUCUGAAACAUGUGCUGCAGGGCUGCAACUAACGAUUAUUCUCAUUACUGAUUAAUGUUCAGAUUAUUAUUAAUCGAUUAAUUGUUAUCUUAAGAUAUUCAGUUUCAGCAGCACAUUUUACACAUUAUUUCGGGGCUUUUUAAGCAAAUUUUACGUAGUGGCCAAACGGUGGAAUUACAACUUCCUGGUCUGUCACGUGAUGCCAUGUGGCCCAAAAAGACUUUUUCCCAUUGACUUACAUUGGGAAAGACGUCUGUCAUUUUUUUGGAGGUGAAUCACCUCCAAGCCCGAACACUUGAAAAGCCCUUAUUUAAAUCAUUAUGUCCUAAAAGUCUUUGAGUUAUUUUCCUUCCUCAGUUCAUGUGAAUGAGAUUGUGGGAGGCGGGGCUAAAGACAACACUCGUGCGCUUUCUCUAUGGACCCCAAAAUGAGGAAGAUCCGGGUAACUUUAGCUGGAUUUUAUACUCGGAAGUUGAACUUUUUUUGCUUCAUGCAGUAACGUUCAUAGGAAUGAACGUGGCGCCGCCUCCAACGCUGAAUCCAGUUUAUAUAUUUAUGGGUUGUUUUGUUUCCGGUUCACAACCUCUUCUUCUGUUUACUGGCGGAUUUAAGCCAUGUGUAGCCUAAAGAGCCAACUUCUUACCAAACUACACUGUAGCUGAGUUUAUUCUCUCCAAACCACUUGAUGGAAACACGUCUAAUUCACAUUUCUUUUUUGCAACAUUUCAAAUAGUUUGCUUGACAUUUGCGUCACAAUUGAAUUCGAAACACGUUUAAUGAAUUAAUGUCAUUACAGAAUCACUGGAUUUCUGUUCCCAAACAUAAUGAAAUGUGUUUCUAGUCUCAUUGUGGCAACUGUUUCUCACAUUACAUAUGAGACAGAGGCGUACUUUUUCAAACAGGUUACUAUUGUUGAAAAUGCUGACAAUUAUACGUUUGGCAAAUAGCAAUAACAUGUUGACAUGUUGACAAUCAGAUGCAAACAGCUUUGUUGUCCCAUGUAUUUGUUUUCCUAUUUUUGUUCCAUUUUGCUCUGAUGUUAUCUUGCGCGUACAUCUUUCCUCCGGCUUUGAUCCAAACAAUAGUUUCAGCUUCCGUACAUGUAUCGAGUGCUGCGUGUUGGUCUUUUUGUUUAAAGCCCUAAACUCAAUAAAGUUGUCGUAGCUCAGGGGA